Molecule: messenger RNA, 825 nt
Organism: Belonocnema kinseyi
Lineage: Eukaryota; Metazoa; Arthropoda; Insecta; Hymenoptera; Cynipidae
Exons: 2
Coding region: 319-825 (168 amino acids)
Source: RefSeq, a predicted model, not a curated record
GAGAAUUUUCAAGAAGUCUUAGAGUAAAUUGAGAACCCUAUUGCAUUUGACUAAUCUCCUAGUAACUCAGAUUCAGAUUCAGAAGAAUCGAAUAGUUCUACAGACUACGAAGAUGGGUUUGAAGAUGGAACUCUAGAAGUAGUGGAAGAUGAGCCAAACAAAGUAAAACAACUUCGGGAAUGGGCAAAUACAAACGGAAUAAAGCAAAAUGAUGUUGAUCAACUUUUAAAAAUACUACGGCGUAGACUUUUACCCGAAUUACCGAAGUCCGCUAAGACCUUUUUAGGUACAAGUUCAGCAAAAUAUAAUAUUCGAGAAAUGCAAGAUGCAGAUGGAUCCGUUGGAGAAUAUGUAUAUUUUGGAAUCAAAAAAGGACUUAAGGAUUGCAUUGAUGUCAAUGUAUAUUCCAAGGCUACAAUAUUCGUACAAUUUAAUGCUGAUGGCGUCGCUUUAACGAAAUCCGGAGAAAAAGGAUUUUGGGUAAUUUCAGCAAAAAUUCUCUAUAAGCCAGAUAUUUACAAGCCAUUUCCUGUUGCCAUUUACUGUGGGAACUCCAAACCGCUAAGUGUUGAUGAUUACUUGCGAGAGUUAAUUCACGAACUCAAUAUUCUCCAGGCCAAUGGCAUUGUUAUAGAAAAUAAACUUUUUAAUGUCAGAAUCCAUUGCUUCGUUUGUGACAUGCCUGCUCGAACAUUUUUGAAAUGUACAAAAGGUCAUGGCGGUUUUUACGCUUGUGAGAGGUGCGAAAUUCAUGGUAUAAAGGCCGACAAUGUAACAGAAUAUCCACUUAUAUAUUGCGCUGAGAGAACCGACCAGAAAUUUUGA